This is a messenger RNA of Vidua chalybeata, 2949 nucleotides long. It is a transcript of the gene SLC30A7, whose product is annotated as solute carrier family 30 member 7. The transcript has 11 exons. The coding region runs from base 86 to 1222 and encodes 378 amino acids. Gene Ontology annotation, biological process: intracellular zinc ion homeostasis; zinc ion transport; transmembrane transport. Gene Ontology annotation, molecular function: zinc ion transmembrane transporter activity. The record is from RefSeq and is a predicted model, not a curated record. NCBI's taxonomy places the organism in Eukaryota, Metazoa, Chordata, Aves, Passeriformes, Viduidae. Gene Ontology annotation, cellular component: Golgi apparatus; membrane.
GCGGCGUGUGGGCCGGCCGGGCAGCGCUCCCGCCCCGCCUGCCCGUCCUGCCGGCCCGGCGUGCCGCGGCACCGCCGCCGGAAAGAUGCUGCCCCUCUCCAUCAAAGACGAUGAGUACAAGCCGCCCAGGCUCAACCUGCUCAGGAAGGUGUCGGGCUGGUUCAGGUCUAUCCUGGCGGACAAGACUUCCCGCAACCUGUUCUCCUUCCUCUGUCUCAACCUCUCCUUCGCCUUCGUGGAGCUGCUGUACGGCAUCUGGAGUAACAGUUUAGGUCUGAUAUCAGAUUCUUUUCAUAUGUUUUUUGACUGUACUGCUCUAUUGGCUGGAUUAGCAGCUUCAGUUAUUUCGAAAUGGAGGUCGAAUGAUGCUUUCUCAUAUGGUUAUGUUCGAGCAGAAGUACUUGCUGGUUUUGUAAAUGGCUUAUUCCUCAUCUUUACAGCAUUCUUCAUUUUUUCAGAAGGUGUUGAGAGAGCACUUGAGCCUCCCGAUGUGCAUCAUGAGAGACUUCUUCCUGUUUCUAUACUAGGGUUCAUUGUAAAUCUGAUAGGAAUAUUUGUUUUUCAGCAUGGAGGUCACGGGCAUUCACACGGCUCUGGGCAUGAGCACAGCCAUUCUCUAUUUAAUGGUGGUCUCAGCCACGGGCACAGUCACAGAGAUCAUGGACACAGCCAUGAACAUAAACAUUCCCAUGGACACACUCAUGAUCAUGGCCAUGGACACUCUCAUGGUCAGGAUUAUUGUCAUGAUGACCAUUCCCUUGAAGUAAUGGCUGGAUCCAGCAAGCAGAUUUUACAAGGUGUAUUUCUGCACAUUGUGGCAGACACGCUGGGAAGUAUUGGUGUAAUCAUAUCUGCGAUACUGAUGCAGAACUAUGGUCUAAUGAUAGCAGAUCCUAUUUGUUCAAUGCUGAUAGCACUACUUAUAGGUGUAAGUAUUGUUCCACUUUUAAAGGAGUCCAUUGGGAUUUUGAUGCAGCGGACUCCUCCUUCCUUGGAAAAUGCCCUGCCUCAGUGCUACCAGAGGGUGCAGCAGUUGCAAGGAGUCUACAGUUUACAUGAUCCACAUUUCUGGACCCUCUGUACUGAUGUUUACAUAGGGACUUUGAAGUUACUAGUAGCUCCUGAUGCUGAUGGAAGGUGGAUUCUAAGCCAGACUCACAAUAUUUUUACUCAGGCGGGAGUAAGGCAGCUUUACAUACAGAUUGAUGUUGCAGCCAUGUAGUCAGUUUCUGGAAUGGUGCUGUUGGACCAAAGUUUUCAGUACUGUACUGGUGUAGCAACACUUCUUGAGACAGAGCCUGCCUCCACCACGUCUGGAAUUGACUGAAUAGAUUUCUGCCCUUGGGCUAUGGAGGAAGUUCACUUCUAAGGAGUAAAUAUUGAAUGAAUGUCAUGGACUUUGGGUCUUGUUUUUUUUUGGGGCCCCUAAACUUGUACGUUUUUGAGGGUUUUUUUACUUAAUAAGAUUGUGGUACUGGAAACCCUGUCAUGUCUUCAGUAAAGCUGCUGAAACUACUGCUCAUUCCCAUAAAACCAGUGUUAUUGGCAAUUGGAAACUUGUUUUGUAGACGAUGUCACAAUGGCUGACAUGCUUCAAUAUAAUUGUAUGUUUGUACAAUUGUUUGUACUUUGCAAACUUAAUGAACCAAACCAUAUUGGGUUUUCAAAGUGCCUUUUAUAUCAGGAGAGCUAUUUGCCAGCAUAAAUAUGGAGCAUCAAAGGGUUUUACUACUUUUACAAAUAAUCUUGUAUGCAGUCUGAUUAUUUACUAGUGAUGUAUGCGGGGGGGUUGUGUACUUACAUAACUGUAGAUGUUAGACUUCCAUUAUAUUUGCAUCUUACCAGACAGAAAAAUUCUAAAUGUAAAAGACAAAGCUGUUGUGAAGAGACUUGCUUCUGAGACAAGCUGGGUAUUUUGUUGCACGUCUUGUCAAAAUUAUUUUAGUUCAAAUAUUAGAUUUAACUCCAAUUCUUAGUCUCUUCAUACUGUUGAGAGUAAUGAGACAUUGCAUGAUGUUGCUAAUGUUCAGUCACUUAAACAAUGGGCAGUUGAAGGAAGAUGCUGGUGAUGGAAGCAAUGCUUGAAGUUUUUUAUUUUCCAAAUCAUGUGGUGGAAAAAAACUAAAUCCUGAACUUGUGGAAGGUUAAGUCUCCUUGAUUUUAAUAGGUUGUUAUAAUUUUUAUUAAAGUGAAGUUCAAAUUUUGCCUUUCCAAAUAUUGGAAAUACUUGUUUCUGGCAGUUAUACCCAAAAUGGAAAUAAGGACAACUUUUCAUACUGUUUUAGCUUAUGCUUUUCCUAGGCUGACAAAUCUUUGACUAUUUUACCUCAGCCUUGUAUGUUUUCAUAGGGGAGAAAAUUCUCAGUGCAGUAAGGGUUGUUAGAUUGGGGUUUUUUUUUCCCAGAAACAUUCUCCUUUCAUAUAUUUUCUAGCAUUUGUAAUAAUUUUACUCAGAUAUCUGAGUGUCACUUUCAAAAGCAAUCUGCUAUGUUUGGUAUUACAGAUGAUAGUUCCACUAUGCUGUAGUAGUUCGCUUAAUAAUGGAAGACUUUUUAAGAGGACAUUUUACAAACAGAACAUGGUGAAGUAAAAAGCAAUACAGGCAUUUUUCUGAGAAAUCAUAGCUGCCACUGAUUGGUAUGGAUUUUAUGUUUACUUUGGUACCUGUCAGAGGUAAUACUAAAAUCAAGGCCCUGAGAAGCUUACAAUGUCUGUGUAGUAAGUGCUAGGCACUAUGAAAUUACUGAAGAUUGAUUUGCAGAAAUGGUUUGUUUGCCACUGAUAUUGUUGAAUCCAUCACAGAUAUGGAGAGUUUCUUGCAAUCAUUCUGUUGUUCCUAUAUAGCUCCUGAUUUCUUUUUAUGUGAAACCACAACACUUGCCAAAUUUGAUGGUGAUUCCUGAAUUUUCCAGUUGAAAUAUUGAAACAUGAAUGUUGAUUUUAUCCAGA